AUGAGUGCUCAGCCACUUCCUGCUGUUCGACGAUUAGUCACCGGCCACAAUAGCCAGGGCAAUGCCAUUGUCUGGAAAGACAAUGAGAUUAGGGCAUCUCAGAUAGGACAUGGACCCUUCCUGACGCCAAUUUGGUCCACCGCCGAACUUCCACCGGAUGUCACUACUGCGGAAGACCUUGGCUUGGUCGAUACAGGACUGGCCAACAAGGGUACUAUUUGUCGAAUUGUUGACUUCCCACCAAACUCUGUGGGAAAGGUUCACCGAUCAAUCACUCUUGAUUACAUCUACGUGCUGGAGGGCCAAGUCACUUUGACCCUCGACGAUGGUUCAAAGACCAAGGUUCAAAAAGGCGACAUUGUUGUACAACAGGGGACGAUGCACGGGUGGGACUAG
Molecule: messenger RNA, 396 nt
Organism: Talaromyces rugulosus
Lineage: Eukaryota; Fungi; Ascomycota; Eurotiomycetes; Eurotiales; Trichocomaceae
Exons: 1
Coding region: 1-396 (131 amino acids)
Source: RefSeq, a predicted model, not a curated record